Molecule: messenger RNA, 1299 nt
Organism: Malassezia pachydermatis
Lineage: Eukaryota; Fungi; Basidiomycota; Malasseziomycetes; Malasseziales; Malasseziaceae
Product: wd40 repeat-like protein
Exons: 3
Coding region: 1-1299 (432 amino acids)
Molecular function (GO): protein binding
Source: RefSeq, a predicted model, not a curated record
AUGUCGCUGCAGGUGCCGUCCCAGGUCCUAUGUCCUCCUUGUGCGGUGGACGGAUACGUAAGCCAGGGAGAGAGUGUACCGUACAUUACACAACUUGUGACACCAUUGGCUUCCCCUGUGCACUUGUUGUCCCUUUGUGACGAUGGCGCUCUGCGCAUGUUUGACAAGAACCGUCUCGUGACUCCGAUGCAAACCAUUCGCGAUGGGCAUACCAAGGAUCUGACAGCGCUGGACACUAUCUCUAGCAAUCCCUCCGCAUGGAUUGGUACAUCUCGGAAUGGCUCCAUGUGCGUAUGGGAUGCGCGUUCAGGGCCAACGCCCAUCGGGCAGUUGCAAGGGCCCAGCGGCGCGCCUUAUUUGUCGCUUGCCACCAGCCAUUUCGCCGUCGCGGCAGGUACAGAGCUGCAGGGCAGUGAUGCGUAUGUUGAUUUGUGGGAUCUUCGGCAGAUGAAUGCACCGGUGCAUACCUAUGUGGAAGCCCAUUCAGACGAUGUUACGUCCCUGGUUUUCCAUGAUGACCAAACUGCGCAUGCUCAUGUCCUUCUCAGCGGUGGUAUGGACGGUCUUGUGUGUGCUAUUGAUACAUCCAUUGCCAAGGAAGAAGAUGCUGUAAUUUCUGUGGGAAACACCAAUGCCAGUCUGGCGCGCAUUGGAUGGGCCGCGAAGCCCACGUCCUACGCCUUCACGCCCUCUGAACCGUUGACCGACGUUGGCAUGGAUGAAAAGGAUACUGCCCUCUCUAAUGAUCCACGGAGAAUUCAUCUGGGUCCAGUAUACGCUGUAAGCAAUAUGCAGACAGUGAGCCUAUGGGACGCUGAUAAGAUGGACUGUCUACGUAGUGAGUUGGAUGCACGUGCGCCCACCAGUUUCCGGCCCGCCUGGGUGACGGACUAUGUCAUUGAUGCCUCAGCCACAGCUCCAUGUUCUGUAUUGAGCACGUCGUCGACGGGCUUGUUCGUCUAUGGCGGCGACCAAGAAGGUGGUAUAGCCCUAAUGAGCCUAGAAAUCCCUGCAUCGUCAUCCCCAGAUACAGUGCAGUGGACAUUGCAUGCUAGAUUCCCCAGCGGCCAAACGCAAGCACAAGCCCACAACGACAUUGUACGUUGCGUGCAUUGGGACGAAACGACGCAGCGUCUCUUUUCGGGGGGCGAAGAUGGGCGGUUGUUGGCAUGGUCUCUCGACACAUCAGAAGCGCCAGAAGCGCCAGCCCCCUCUGCAACACCUAGUUCGCUUCAUGGCGGGCGUACCAAGCGCGCCGGCCUGGACGUGGGCAAGCGGCGGUACUCGCCGUAUGCGUAA